GCAGCAGCCGAGCUAUGAGUUGAUGACAGCGCUCUCCUCCGGCGUCACGACGGAAGAGGGGCGCCCAGCCGUUCGUAAUCACGUGAUCGGCUGUCAGCUCGCUGGAGGGGCUUCCUUGGUGCCCCAUGCUAGUAUGUGUCUGCUUUAACGUGCCACCACAGUGUCGUCAUACAGUACAAGCACCGCAGGUACUGGUUUCCAGUUCUCUGACGGUAAGCCCAUGGGGAAAGCGGCUGCUCCGUGCAGCGGCUCCGGUGGAAUCCUGUCCGUUCUCAGCGCGGUGCCCUGUUUGUCGUGCAAACUGCAGCCGCACAAAAGCAGGAGAAUGAGCGACCCGCUGAAGAGUACAGGAGCCGCCUUGGCAACGGCUGUACCUGGAUAUGACACUUACAAGGGCUGGCUUUUCAAGUGGACAAACUACCUGAAGGGUUAUCAGCGUCGCUGGUUCGUACUGAGCAACGGCCUGCUGUCCUAUUAUAGGACUAAAGCAGAGAUGGCCCAUACUUGUCGAGGUACCAUCAACCUGGCCACAGCCCACAUCGAUACAGAGGACUCAUGUAACAUUGUUCUAACAAGUGGUGGCCGGACAUACCACCUGAAGGCAAGUUCAGAGGUCGAGAGGCAGAGAUGGGUGACUGGCCUGGAGUUAGCAAAGGCAAAAGCAAUUCGAAUGAUGCACGAUCAGUCAGAUGAUUCUGGUGAUGAAGAUCCCAGCUCCCAGUCUGACAAAAGCAAGCUCCAUAGCACCCUUAAGAUUCUGUCAAGUAAGCUUGAUGAUCUGAACACAUGCAAUGACCUCAUUUCAAAACAUGGAGCAGCUUUACAGAGAUCAUUAAGUGAGCUGGAAAACCUUAGAAUACCUUCAGAAAGUGGUGAAAAAAUCAAAGCUGUCAAUGAAAGAGCCACUCUCUUCAGGAUCACCUCCAAUGCUAUGAUCAAUGCGUGUCGAGAUUUCCUUGAACUAGCUGAAACAACUAGUCGGAAAUGGCAGCGGGCCCUGCAGUAUGAGCAAGAGCAAAGGAUUCGUCUUGAGGAAACCAUUGAGCAGCUUGCCAAACAGCACAACAGCCUGGAACAAGCCUGCCGAGAAGCUCCUGUUUUGUCUUCAAAUCUUGUGACAAUCUCCUCCAUAGCCAAGGGAGGUGUACGACCUUUGAAAGUGGAAACUAGUGAUGAAGAUGAGGAGACAGAAUACUUUGAUGCAAUGGAGGACACACCUGCCUUUAUCACAGUAACUAGAGGUCAUAAUCCAAACAGAAUUUCAGAAGGCAACUUAAAUGAAGAAGGCAGAAGUUGUCAUAUUGACUGGAAGCUCGACCCUCAUGUAUUUGAUGGUACACAAGCUAAAGAGAAUAAUACAUAUGGAAAAGAAGUUGUGCAGAAGAAGAAAAGACGCACCCGUAUUCCUGACAAGCCAAAUUACAGUCUUAAUCUAUGGAGUAUCAAAAAUUGCAUUGGCAAAGAAUUGUCCAAGAUCCCAUUACCAGUGAAUUUUAAUGAACCUUUAUCAAUGCUGCAGAGACUUACUGAAGAUUUAGAGUAUCAUGAACUUCUGGAUAAGGCUGCAAAGUGUGAAAGCUCACUGGAACAGAUCUGCUAUAUUGCUGCUUUCUCAGUGUCUUCCUAUUCAACUACUGUGCAUCGAACAGCCAAACCCUUCAAUCCACUCCUGGGGGAGACAUAUGAACUGGAUCGUUUUGAAGAGUAUGGCUACCGUUCUAUUUGUGAGCAGGUGAGUCAUCACCCUCCAGCUGCUGCUCAUCAUGUAUACUCCCGACGUGGUUGGACACUGUGGCAAGAAAUAACCAUUGCAAGCAAAUUUCGUGGCAAAUACCUUUCUAUUAUGCCACUAGGUGCCAUUCACUUACAGUUUCACUCAAGUGGGAAUCAUUAUGUAUGGAGAAAAGUCACAUCUACAGUUCAUAAUAUUAUUGUUGGGAAGCUGUGGAUUGAUCAGUCAGGAGAUAUAGAUCUCGUCAAUCUCAAAACUAAGGAAACCUGCCAGUUAAAGUUCACACCGUACAGCUAUUUUUCCAGAGACAUCCCAAGAAAGGUUACCGGAGUGGUUACUGACUGUGACAACAAAGCACAGUACAUUCUUUCAGGUACCUGGGAUGAAAAGAUGGAGUGUGCAAAGAUUAUGCAGAGCAGUUGUGGCAACAGCACUUCUGAAGGGAAACAGAAGACUGUGUACCAGACCCUUCCUCCCAAAUUGCUGUGGAAGAAAUAUCCUCUACUGGAAAAUGCAGAAAAUAUGUACUACUUCUCUGAGCUAGCACUGACUCUCAAUGAGUUUGAGGAAGGAGUUGCACCAACAGAUAGUCGUUUACGACCUGACCAGCAUCUCAUGGAAAAUGGUCUUUGGGAUGAGGCAAAUGUGGAAAAGCAGCGGUUAGAGGAAAAACAAAGAUCUGUACGCCGUAGGAGAGAGGCAGAAUCAGCAGAAUCUCUUCAUGGAGGUCGAGUGUAUGAAAACUAUCAGCCUCUGUGGUUUGAGAAGAAGGUUGAUUCUGCCACUGGAGAAAUGACCUACAUGUAUAAGGGUGGCUACUGGGAGGCUAAAGAAAAACAAGACUGGAAAAUAUGCCCUGAUAUUUUUUGAGGGAAUCUGAAUCUCAAAUGCCAGAUUUGAAAAUGUCACAGAACAACACUAGAAAAGGAGGGCAGAAACUUGGACAGUUGGGUGAAAUACAAGAGACCAAAGGUCAAGAGGCUUCCAUGUCAAAAGUCAAUUCCUCAACAAGGGAAACAGAUUUCUAAUUAAUACAGUAAGUGUGAAGAAUUGCCUUGCGAGUUGGAUUUAUUAUUAGGAAAUCAAUUUAUUGCACUCGAACAGGAGCUGUGAAGUGGACACUGUUGUGGAGGAAGCCAAUGGUGACGUUUAACAAAAUCCUAGACAUAAGGGCCCCAUUCUUCUGUUACAGAAUAAAGAAAUAAUACUUCAGCCAUAUGAACCUUUACAGGAGCAACAAGUGUUUACAUAUCAGAUAUAAUGUAACCUUUAUUCUUAUUGUACUACACUGCUAUAUUUACUAGUUAUCUUACAAUAUAAUGAAGAUCCUUAACAAAAUAGUAACAUGUUUAACUAAUUAAUUGACUUUUAGGACAAUCCUACAGUGGCAAGAUUGGGCCCAUAGACCUUUUGAAACUUCUCUCAACUAGUUCUGAAAUCAAACCUUUAUUUAUUUAUUUUUUUAAUUUAAUUGUGUUUCAAAUAUAGGAAUAUAAGUUAACUUUGAAAUUAUUGCUACAAAAUAGCACAGCCUUCUAUUAUUUAAUAGAUGUGUGUAUAUUGUUAUUUGAAAAUUCUUUAUUAUGAAAAACAGGCUGCAUUGUGUCAGUUCUUUACCAAUGGCAUUGCAAAAGUCUUUGUAGGGGACUAUCUAUUAUGAUUAAUUUUUCUUUGUUCUUCUUUUUUUUUGCUUGAUCUAAUGCACCUGCAGGCUAAGGUGAAUAACUAUGACAUAAUCACUGAUUUGUAUGGAGCACAAUUUCUAUAUUCUGUCUAAAUAUGUAUGUCUGAAUAUUUUAUUGCCAUUUUUUGCUGAUACAUUUUCUAUUAUACUGUCCAGUGAAUCAAAACAAACACCAUAUGCACAAUGCAAUAGUCAUGGUUAAAUACAGGGCCAUAACUUUGAUGAAUGGAAUUAAUAGAUAAUAGGUGUAUUCUGAGGCCCAGGAUCAUGUGAAUACAAUUUUUAAGCUCAUGCCAGGUUUGGAAUAUAUAUAAUUUCAUCUACGUAAAUCAUACCAGUAAAAAUUGAAAAUGGAUACCUUGCUUGUAUGUAUUUUGAGGCCAUUGUGUGCUUUUCUAUAUACAACACUGUGAAUUCAUAUAUGUGGCAGGAGCAGUUUUUACCUUCUGAAAGUGAGCACAAAAUGGAAUUUAGCAUGACAUGUAAAGGAAACCAGAAGGAGAAAGAGCAAGCAGGCUCUAAGUUAUUCAUUAUUGAAUGAUACAUUAGCACUGUAUUAGCAACUCAAAAUAUCAACAGAUGAUGUUCAAAAACUUAAUUUUGCUGUUAAAAUGCAUUAGCACUACCUCUACAAAACUAAUGUGAGAUUCUUUAUACAUUAUACAAAACUCUUCAAAUAGAUUAUCACCUUCUAUUACUGGAUAGUGCCUAUGA
Messenger RNA from Erpetoichthys calabaricus (reedfish), 4130 nucleotides. Its product is annotated as oxysterol-binding protein 2-like. Gene Ontology annotation, cellular component: cytosol; membrane; intracellular membrane-bounded organelle. The record is from RefSeq and is a predicted model, not a curated record. Lineage: Eukaryota; Metazoa; Chordata; Cladistia; Polypteriformes; Polypteridae. Gene Ontology annotation, molecular function: cholesterol binding.